Lactuca saligna is the source of this 606-nucleotide messenger RNA. Lineage: Eukaryota; Viridiplantae; Streptophyta; Magnoliopsida; Asterales; Asteraceae. The record is from the annotation of a GenBank genome assembly.
AUGGAUGAUGUUGGUGUUGAUAGGAUUGGUGCGAAUAAGUAUGAUGUAGCUAAUGAGUUUGAUCACGGAUUUAAUGAAUUUGAUGAGGCAUGUAAUGAUAUUAACCAGGAUUUUAAUGAAUUUCAUGAGGCAUAUGAUAAGGUUCAUGAAGGUAAGGAAAAUACUGUUAAUAAGGAAGUCACUAAAGAUAACAAAGAGACUGAUGAAGAGAAUCAUGACAGAAAUGAAAUGAAUGAUGAGAAUGUAGAGAUGAGAGAUUUUGAAGUUGAUAAUGGAAGUGAAGAUAACAUAGAGACUGAUGAAGAGAAUCAUGAAAGAAGUGAUGAGAGUGAGGAUAGUGAUGAUAGUGAUUUCUGGGUGGAUGAAGACAACAUAAUCCCUGAUGUAGAAGUAGAUAUGAGGGAUUUUUACAUGAAUAUCGAUCUUGAAGCAGAAUUUCUUGAAAAAGGAUUAUCAAAGCAUAGAGAGAAUGAGAGUGAUGAGGUCAAUGAAGAGUUAGAUGUUAUAGAUAAUGAUCAAUGGGAUUCAUUAGAUGAGGGUUCUGAUAUAGAUAGGAAAAGAAGAGCUGUAAUAAAGGAAUUGGGGAAGGAGACUAGGUGCUCUUAA